AUGCAGCAGUGUGGGUGUGUGUUUAUGCGUUUGGAGAGGAUGGAAGCAGAGAAGGUAGAUGAGGAGAAGGAGAAGCAGGAGGAGGAGAAGGAAGAGGAGAAGAAGCAGGAGAAAGAAGAGGAAGAGGAGGAGAAUAAUGUCCUGUUUUUUACCCAGAAGCAAUUGAUCAGUUCCUGUGAAUUCAAUGCCAAGGCGACUGGUGAAUGUCCCACUGUACUUUUGUUCGUUGUAGUUUAUCGACCACCUGGAGCGUUUCCCGUGCAAAUCGUGGAAUAUUACGAAGGUGAUGGGAGACUGGGUGUGCGAGAAGGGAAGGCGGUGGUGGAAGGAACGGAGACGAGGGUGAAUGUGGGUGGGAGUAAGAGUGAGACCGUGAAGGUGAAGACAAACAAGAACCGGAAUGGAAAUAUGCAGGUGGAGGAGGAGGAGACUGGGGUGGUUAAGUUUGGGGGAAAGAAGAGUGAAGGCGAGAAGGAGAAAGAGAAUGGAGAGGGUCUGGUGAAUGCGGACGUGAAGAAGGAGGUAGAGGUGGAGUUGGAGGCGGGAGCGGAGGUAAAGGUGGAGGCGGAAGCGGAGAAAGGAAAGACGAAGGUGGAGAGAAGAAGAGUGCGAGAAUGGUUGAGGCGAAUUCAAGCUCGUGUAAAGAGCCGCCUUCGUCUGCCACGAAUGCGUGCUUGUGUUUCAAAAACGACUGAAGCCAUUUGA
Echinococcus granulosus is the source of this 705-nucleotide messenger RNA. RefSeq lists its product as hypothetical. The coding region runs from base 1 to 705 and encodes 234 amino acids. The record is from RefSeq and is a predicted model, not a curated record. The transcript has 4 exons. Lineage: Eukaryota; Metazoa; Platyhelminthes; Cestoda; Cyclophyllidea; Taeniidae.